Messenger RNA from Nothobranchius furzeri (turquoise killifish), 1496 nucleotides. RefSeq names its product zinc finger protein 708. Gene Ontology annotation, biological process: regulation of transcription by RNA polymerase II. NCBI's taxonomy places the organism in Eukaryota, Metazoa, Chordata, Actinopteri, Cyprinodontiformes, Nothobranchiidae. Gene Ontology annotation, molecular function: DNA-binding transcription factor activity; RNA polymerase II cis-regulatory region sequence-specific DNA binding. The record is from RefSeq and is a predicted model, not a curated record.
CCAAAACAGAAAAGUUCUAAAAGGAUUUGUUAUUUGUUUCAUUUUAAAAUUGGUUCUAGAAUUUUUCAGCUAAUUGCUUAGUUACCAUGAAAUUAAUGCUGCAUUUUUCUAACCCGUUUGGUUCUGUGAUGUAUGAGAGGACAUUUUCAACCUGCAGAGGAUAUCUCUACAACAUCUUUACAAAAAACGAGGUGAUUCCUGGAUAGAGGAGCGGAGUGAAGACAGACCACCAGGAAGAUGUCGUCACUGGAAGAGAACCAGGCCUGCAAAGAAGAGGAGAAAGUCGAAAAAGAACCGAGUGUGACACCAGUGCAUCAACCUUGCAUCAACAAGAAGAAGAAGAAGAAGAGGCUGCACUGCUGUGACCAGUGUGACAAGAGCUUUGCUUAUCCAUCAAAGUUAAAAUGUCACCAACAUGUCCACACAGGAGAAAAGCCAUUUCCCUGUGAGACCUGUGGGAAACGUUUUACUAUGUCAGGAAAUCUGAAACGGCACCAGCUGGUCCACACAGGAGAAAAGCCAUUUCCCUGUGAGACCUGUGGGAAACGUUUUUUGGUUAAAGAGGAUCUGACAAGACACCAGUGGAUUCAUACUGGAGAAAAGCCAUUUCCCUGUGAGACCUGUGGGAAACGUUUUACUUUGUCAGGAAAUCUGAAACGGCACCAGCUGGUCCACACAGGAGAAAAGCCAUUUCCCUGUGAGACCUGUGGGAAACGUUUUUCGGUUAAAGGGGAUCUGACAAGACACCAGUGGAUUCAUACUGGAGAAAAGCCAUUUCCCUGUGAGACCUGUGGGAAACGUUUUACUAUGUCAGGAAAUCUGAAACAGCACCAGCUGGUCCACACAGGAGAAAAGCCAUUUCCCUGUGAGACCUGUGGGAAACGUUUUUUGGUUAAAGGGGAUCUGACAAGACACCAGUGGAUUCAUACUGGAGAAAAGCCAUUUCCCUGUGAGACCUGCGGGAAACGUUUUACUAAGUCAGGAAAUCUGAGACAGCACCAGCUGGUCCACACAGGAGAAAGGCCAUUUCCCUUUGAGACCUGUGGGAAACGUUUUUUGGUUAAAGGGGAUCUGACAAGACACCAGUGGAUUCAUACUGGAGAAAAGCCAUUUCCCUGUGAGACCUGUGGGAAACGUUUUACUAAGUCAGGAAAUCUGAAACGGCACCAGCUGGUCCACACAGGAGAAAAGCCAUUUCCCUGUGAGACCUGUGGGAAAUGUUUUACUACGUCAGGAAAUCUGAAACGACAUCAGCUGGUCCACACAAGAGAGAAGCCGUAACGUGUGUUUGUGACCAGAACUAGAACAGUUGUCGGGUCACCACCAACAUAUCCCCUUUAAUGUCACCAGGAGUAAAAUCGAUUUUAAUGUGUUGAACUUUCAAAGACAUUGUUUGAAUAAUAUUACUUUGCAUUCAACUCAAUGUGUGGAGUUUUCUUUUAGAUGUAUACACUAAACAAUGCUUAUCUUUGAGUAACUAAACGUUCUAAAAUGUC